UAUUGUGGGAGGAGACGCGGCAGACUGUCACUGACAGCUUGAGUAGAGUAAAGGAACAAAUUUGUGGUAAAAUUACUGCUUUUAUUUUUAAGGCCGCUAGAGAUAAUCAAAAUCGUAUGCUGCGAACUCAGAGGAACGUCUGAUAAAGAGAACAGCCUUGGCCCAUUGUUUGAAGGCAUGGAAAAACAGUUGCAUUUGAAUUUGUUAGGUUCCAGACCUCCUAUGCCAGGAGGUUUGCAGUCGGGGUCCAAAAUGAGAAUGGGGCCCGGACGAAAGAGAGACUUCACCUCUCUCCCUUGGAGUCAAUAUUUUGAAACACUGGAAGAUGUGGAGGUGGACAACAAUAGCAGCAAAGACACAUUCAGAAUCUACUGCAGUGGCUCCCACGGGCCUGUGCUGCUCCUGCUCCAUGGAGGAGGCCACUCUGCCCUCUCCUGGGCUGUGUUCACCGCGGUGAUUUGCAGCAGGAUUCAUUGCAGAGUGGUGGCUAUGGACCUCAGAGGUCACGGUGACACCAAAGUCAAGAAUCCUGAUGACCUUUCAGCGGAGACUAUGGCCAAAGAUAUUGGCAAAGUGGUGGAAGUUCUUUAUGGUGAGAACCCACCUCCCAUCAUGAUGAUUGGACAUAGCAUGGGUGGAGCAAUAGCAGUUCAUACUGCAGCAGCCAAUCAUUUGCCGUCGUUACUUGGCCUAUGUGUCAUUGAUGUUGUAGAAGGCACAGCCAUGGAUGCGUUGAACAGUAUGCAGAAUUUCCUCAGGAGUCGACCAAAGACCUUUAAGUCAGUUGAAAAUGCCAUAGAGUGGAGCGUGAAGAGUGGACAGAUCAGAAACAUAGAGUCAGCCCGGGUGUCCAUGGGAGGCCAGGUGAAAAAAUGUGACGAACCCCUGAGUAGCCCUGGUGUCUCUAAGAGCAUCGGUGAAGGCAUUAUUGAAGAGGAGGAGGAGGAGGAGGAGGAGGAAGAGGGAGGAGAAUCGCACCAUAAAAGAAAGAAGGAAGACGACCAGGAGGUGAAGGAGAGCCUUUUCACUUGGCGUGUGGACCUGUCAAAGACAGAGAAAUACUGGGAGGGAUGGUUCAAGGGCCUGUCUGUCCUCUUUCUCACAUGCCCUGUGCCUAAAUUACUGCUGCUAGCAGGAGUGGACAGGCUUGAUAAAGAUCUCACAAUUGGACAGAUGCAAGGGAAGUUCCAAAUGCAGGUGCUUCCUCAGUGUGGCCAUGCUGUCCACGAAGAUGCCCCUGAAAAAGUAGCAGAUGCUCUGGCCACGUUCAUGGUCCGCCAUAAGUUCACUGAAUUCCAGGAAGGGUUCCUGUGACAAGUCCCAGUUUGACUCUGGUCUUCUACUGGCAGUCAUGGAGGUAUUGUGUGGAGAUUCAUGGACAUAUUUUGCCUAUCAACUCGAAAAUAGAUCUGUAUUAAACAAACAGGACUAUACAGCUGCAAAACAUUCACUGUACGACAGUUCUUCAAAUAUUGAGUUUUUAUAACGUUAUUAUUAUGGUUAUUAUUACUGUACAUGAGCUUGUGCCACAUAUGGCUUUGCCUUUUGAUAGUUUUUGUUUUGUUUAUUAAGUUGAAACAUGAUUUCACUUAUCCUUUUUGAAUCUUUUUUUCUUUUCAUUUCUUGCGAUGCCUUGCCUGUUUUGUGUCCUACUUUGGGUGAUUGCAUCAUGUUGUGCCGUGUUUAACAUUGUUGGCUUUUAAGAAUGAUGAUUAAAAAUGAAUGAAGGUCAAA
Molecule: messenger RNA, 1734 nt
Organism: Hypomesus transpacificus
Lineage: Eukaryota; Metazoa; Chordata; Actinopteri; Osmeriformes; Osmeridae
Gene: ppme1
Product: protein phosphatase methylesterase 1
Exons: 14
Coding region: 178-1314 (378 amino acids)
Biological process (GO): protein demethylation
Molecular function (GO): protein methylesterase activity
Source: RefSeq, a predicted model, not a curated record